GUCCUCAUCACUUCUCUGGCCCGAAUUCGAAGAGGGCAAUCACAAAGAAAAAUCUAUUGUCGCCGAAUUGGGGUGUACACCACAGGUCGUCUGGUUUUCAGGUCGCUCUGUCUUGUCCCUUUCGUCGGCGCGAUGGAAGCGCUGAUCCCCGUGGUCAACAAGCUGCAAGACGUGUUCAACACGGUCGGCGCGGACGCCAUCCAGUUGCCGCAGAUCGUGGUCGUCGGCACUCAGAGUUCGGGCAAGAGCUCUGUGAUCGAGAGUUUGGUAGGCAGGUCCUUCCUGCCCCGCGGCACCGGAAUCGUCACGCGGCGUCCUCUCGUCCUGCAACUCGUCUACGCACCCAAGGAUGACCCGCAGCACCGUUCUGCUGAAGAAGGCACCCUGGAUUUGGAGGAAUGGGGAAAAUUUUUGCACACCAAAAAUAAGGUUUUUUCCGACUUUGAUGAAAUCCGGACCGAAAUCGAAAAUGACACGGACAGGAUGGCCGGAAAGAACAAAUCCAUCUGCCCUGAGCCAAUCAACCUGAAAAUCUUCUCGACCAAAGUAGUCAACUUAACGCUGGUUGAUCUCCCUGGCAUCACAAAGGUGCCUGUUGGUGACCAACCUGAGGACAUAGAAAGCCAAAUUAAAGAGCUGCUGGUGCAUCACAUCGCCAACCCAAACUCGAUCAUCCUGGCUGUGGUGACGGCAAACACGGACAUGGCCACUGCCGAGAGCCUCAAAUUGGCCAAAGACGUCGACCCUGACGGCAGGAGGACCCUGGCUGUGGUCACCAAGCUGGAUCUCAUGGAUGCUGGCACGGACGCCAUUGACAUUUUGUGCGGCCGAGUCAUUCCUGUGAAACUGGGCAUAAUUGGCGUGGUCAACCGCUCGCAGCAGGACAUCAUGGACAACAAGAGCAUCGAAGACGCUCUAAGAGACGAGGCAGCGUUUCUGCAGAGAAAAUACCCGACCCUGGCCAACCGCAAUGGCACGCCCUACCUGGCGAAGACGCUAAACCGACUUUUGAUGCACCACAUUCGAGACUGUCUCCCUGAUCUCAAGACUCGUGUGAACGUGAUGGCCUCGCAGUUCCAAACGCUGCUCAACUCGUACGGCGACGACGUUUCUGACAAGAGUCAAACUCUGCUGCAAAUAAUCACGAAAUUCGCGUCUGCCUACUGCUGCACCAUCGAAGGCACGGCUCGCAACAUUGAAACCACCGAGCUGUGCGGAGGCGCUCGCAUCUGCUACAUUUUCCACGAAACGUUCGGCCGCACCCUCGACUCAAUCCACCCGCUCACAGGGCUCAAGAAAAUGGACAUUCUCACCGCCAUCAGAAACGCUACUGGACCCAGACCGGCGCUCUUCGUUCCAGAGGUGUCUUUCGAGCUGCUGGUGAAGCGACAGAUUCGACGGUUAGAGGAGCCGUCUCUGCGGUGCGUUGAGCUGGUGCACGAGGAAAUGCAGCGCAUCAUCCAGCACUGCGGCACCGAAGUGCAGCAGGAGAUGCUGCGCUUCCCUCAGCUCCACGAACGCAUCGUCGACGUCGUCACGCAGCUGCUGCGGCGACGCCUUCCCACCACCAACUCCAUGGUGGAAAACCUGGUGGCCAUCGAGCUGGCCUACAUAAACACCAAGCACCCUGACUUCUACAAGGACGCUGCCCUAGUGCCGUCCCUGUCCAAGCAGCACGAAGAGCAAGAGGCCGAGCGUCCGGCAAACAGAAGGACUGCAGCCCCCCAAGGGCCCAUGGUCGGAGCCCAGGAGGCUGAGGUGCCCAAGAAUCAAAACAUGGCGCGGCUGAAUGGCGAUGGCGUGUCGUCAGUGCUGCAGCAUCAGUGGUUGUCCAACAUCAUGGGACCACCUGGACGACCCGAGAGCGGCCAGCCCUCCGCGGAGAACUCGCCCCUGAGCACGCCGACGCACCUCCCUUCCACUCACAGCCCGCAGAAGCCAGUCAACCUUUUGCCUGAGGUGCCCACCCAGCAGAGCAGAAAACUGUCUGAGAGAGAACAGCGGGACUGCGAUGUCAUUGAGCGUCUGAUAAAAUCGUACUUCUACAUUGUACGCAAGUCCAUCCAGGACAGUGUGCCCAAGGCUGUGAUGCAUUUCUUGGUCAACUACGUCAAAGACAACCUGCAGUCAGAGCUGGUGGUCCACCUUUACAAGUCGGACCACGCCGAGCAGCUGCUCAACGAGUCUGAACACAUCGCCCGACAGCGGAAGGAGGCGGCGGACAUGCUGAAGGCGCUGCAAAAAGCCAACCUGAUAAUCAGCGAGAUCCGCGAGACCCACAUGUGGUAGAAGUAGACGGCAUUUGGAUCAUUUUUUAUUGGAGAAGUGACUUCUCAUUGUUAUACUUAGACGUUACAAAGAGACAGUGACUGUUCACAGAGCAAGCGAGUAUGAAUGUGCCGAGAGUGAGUGUGUUCGUGUGUCGGCUGCAUCUUUGUAAGAGAAAAGAAAGAAAGAAAGAAAGAAAUCAAAUAAAUAAACAAACAAACAACCUAGUCCAGCAGCCGCCUAUAAGUGGCUUCUCGACCACACUCUUAAUGAUUCCGCCACACGUUGAAAAGUAUUUAUUCCAAGAGGCUAUUAUACCCUUCUUCACUCUAGAACACAGAUAAGACAAGUAGCAUCAAUUCCAGCCUGUUUUUGAACGAUGUGACGCAGAAUACUCUUGUUCAAUUCGAAAGAUUAGUAAAUCUACUCUAAACGAAUGAAAAU
Cloeon dipterum is the source of this 2712-nucleotide messenger RNA. RefSeq names its product dynamin-1-like protein. Gene Ontology annotation, molecular function: GTP binding; GTPase activity; microtubule binding. Gene Ontology annotation, biological process: mitochondrial fission. Bases 133 to 2289 code for a protein of 718 amino acids. The record is from RefSeq and is a predicted model, not a curated record. The transcript is spliced from 12 exons. Gene Ontology annotation, cellular component: membrane; cytoplasm; microtubule. NCBI's taxonomy places the organism in Eukaryota, Metazoa, Arthropoda, Insecta, Ephemeroptera, Baetidae.